GGACCGUGAAAGUAUGGCGGAUGCCGAGGAGCCGGAGAAGAAAAGACGGCGAAUAGAGGACGUGACCGAGAAGUUAGUGACGAAUGCUAAAUAAAGGUCUCUGACUGGCAGCAGAAUGGCUGUAGAUGGUGGACACAGGGACGGUGGUUGCGACUGGGAUGGCCGGUGGAAUCAUGUGACGAAGUUUCUGGAGAGACCUGGCCCGUUCACCCAUCCUGACUUUGAGCCAAGCACUGAGUCUCUACAGUUCUUGUUGGAGACGUGCAAGAUUCUGGUCAUUGGAGCAGGAGGGCUUGGAUGUGAACUCCUCAAAAAUCUGGCCCUGUCUGGGUUUCGCCUCAUUCAUGUGGUUGACAUGGACACCAUUGAUUUGUCAAACCUCAACAGGCAGUUUCUUUUCAGGCCCAAAGAUGUUGGGCGACCAAAGGCAGAAGUGGCUGCCAACUUCAUCAAUAGUCGUAUCCCUGGAUGUAAAGUUGUCCCUCACUUUAAAAGGAUACAACACUUUGAUGAGUCUUUCUACAGGCAGUUCCACAUCAUCGUCUGCGGACUGGACUCCAUCAUUGCCAGACGCUGGAUGAACGGGAUGCUGAUAUCCCUCCUGAGCUAUGAAGACGGAGUCCUGGACCCCAGCUCCAUCAUCCCUCUCAUUGAUGGAGGAACAGAGGGCUUUAAAGGAAACGCUCGUGUCAUUCUCCCCGGCAUGACGGCAUGCAUCGACUGCACAUUGGAGCUGUACCCGCCACAGAUUAAUUUCCCCAUGUGCACCAUUGCCUCAAUGCCGAGGCUACCAGAACACUGCGUUGAAUAUGCCAGAAUCUUACAGUGGCCCAAAGAAAAACCAUUUGGAGAAACCGGCUUAGAUGGAGACAAUCCGGAGCACAUCCAGUGGGUGUUUGACAGAGCCCAAGAAAGAGCUGCGGAGUUUAACAUUACAGGAGUGACAUACCGACUCACUCAAGGAGUUGUGAAGAGGAUCAUUCCUGCCGUGGCAUCAACUAAUGCUGUUAUUGCUGCUGCCUGUGCCACUGAAGUUUUUAAAAUUGCAACAAGUGCGUAUAUUCCUUUAAACAAUUACCUGGUCUUCAAUGACGUGGAUGGACUGUACACCUACACUUUUGAAGCUGAACGAAAGGAAAAUUGUUCAGCUUGCAGCCAGGUGCCUCAGGAUCUCCAGUUCCCUUCUUCUGCCAGACUACAGGAGGUUUUAGAGUACCUUACAGAGAACGCCUCUCUACAAAUGAAAUCCCCGGCUAUCACCACAACUCUGGAAGGGAAGAAUAAGACGCUGUAUUUGCAGUCUGUUAAGUCCAUCGAGGAGCGAACAAGGCCAAACCUCUGCAAGACUUUGAAAGAGCUGGGCUUGUCGGAUGGACAGGAACUGGCUGUGGCCGACGUCACCACGCCUCAGACGGUUCUCUUCAAGCUCAAUUUCACCACCUGAACAUUCAUUACGAAGCUGAGGUCAGAAUGCAUCUGAAUGCAAACUGAUGUUGCAGGAGCACUUUUGAUAUGAUAAUGUAAAUAAGAUGAUUGGACUGGUUGUCAUAUGAAUAUAAAAUCCUUUAACCACAUUUUUUUUUUAUUGGUCACGGUUACUUCUCGAUUUAUUUCUCUGUUUUGACUUCUAUUAUAGCUAUAUCCAAUGUCAAUCAAAUGAGAGUAAUGAUGUGCACUAUGCUCUAAUAAAGUUUUAUUAUCAUGGUUGUAAAAAGAAAAAGUCUCUUUUUAAAAGAUUUUUUUGUCAUCUGUCUUCAAUUAGAAGCAACUGGGCCGCUUAAAUGUUUAUCUUUAAGAACUUAAAAUGUAUUAAAAGCAGCUGGCUUACAGCCACAGCACAUACAUUGUUUUUAAAACAUUGGUUCCUUGAAAGGAAAUGUAUUAAGAUUAGAAUAACUGAUGGAUGUUUUAUUUGUUGAAAUAAAAAAUGUUUUAUGUCACA
This is a messenger RNA of Anarrhichthys ocellatus (wolf-eel), 1942 nucleotides long. RefSeq names its product NEDD8-activating enzyme E1 catalytic subunit-like. Gene Ontology annotation, cellular component: cytoplasm; nucleus. Bases 116 to 1444 code for a protein of 442 amino acids. The transcript is spliced from 18 exons. Gene Ontology annotation, molecular function: NEDD8 activating enzyme activity. NCBI's taxonomy places the organism in Eukaryota, Metazoa, Chordata, Actinopteri, Perciformes, Anarhichadidae. The record is from RefSeq and is a predicted model, not a curated record. Gene Ontology annotation, biological process: protein neddylation.